AUGGCGGGCGCGCUGGCCGCAUGCCACAGGGUGGCGGCGGCGGUCGGCGAGGAGCCGCAGGUGCGAGACGACGGCCGCUUCGCUGCGUUCAACCUGAGACCCGAGUCCGCCGAGGACGAGGCUUUCUUUAUCGCGGAGUGGGCCCUGGGCGGCGGCUUCUGGUACCCGCCGGCGCGCGACGCCGCGGACCAGGUCGAAUCGGGCGGGAAGCAGCAGCUGCGGUACGACCUUGACACUCUGACCAACGCGGUGUUUGGCGUCGCAGGCGCCCAGGCCGGCAGCGGCGGUGGCGGCGAGGCCGGUGGCGGCGGCGAGGCCGAUGGCGGCGGCGGCGGCGCAGAUGGCCGCGUGGCGCUCUCAUGGGAGGGUCUGGAGCGGCUGUCCUUCGCGCCGUUCGCGGCGCAGGCCCUCUGGGAGCUCGCCAGGUCCUUGCGCGCCGCGCUGGCCGCGCCGCCGCCCGCACCCCCGCCGCGGGCGCCGGCGCGGCUGGCGGCGAGCCGGCUGGUUGCAAUGGAGACGACAGACCUGGGAAAACGCAUGGACGCAGCCGUGGAGGAGGUGCACCUGCUGCGGCGCGAGCUGGAGCUGGUGUGGGACCUAUGGCUGGGGGCCAGGGCGGCCGGGUUCCCAGGCCUCGAGCAGCGGGCGCCGCCCACGGCGCCCACGCAGGCCUCGGACACGCCGGCCGACCCGAACUCCGAGGGGGACCAGGGGCUCGUCUCCAUCAGCUUGACGGGCGCAGUCGAUGCCCUGCUGCGUGAAAUGGGCGCCCAGGUCGAACUCUCGUCGUCCGCGAUGAUGUCCAGCGGCACGCAGCCUGGGGGGGCCGCCGCAGGGGCGGGCAACCUGGUGUGGUUGAGCGUCCACAACGUCGUCAUGGGCAGGGGCAGGACCAGCUCGUCGCUUACUGGUGGUGAUGUCCGUGGAGGGGGUGAUGGGGAUGGUGAUGGUGGGGGUGGGGGUGUCGAGCCGGGGAUGGCGGACCUGGCUGCCAUUUUGGACAGGAUGCAGGGGCGAGAGGUUCGGCUGGACACUUAG
Messenger RNA from Monoraphidium neglectum, 1038 nucleotides. RefSeq lists its product as hypothetical. The record is from RefSeq and is a predicted model, not a curated record. Bases 1 to 1038 code for a protein of 345 amino acids. The transcript has a single exon. NCBI's taxonomy places the organism in Eukaryota, Viridiplantae, Chlorophyta, Chlorophyceae, Sphaeropleales, Selenastraceae.